CAAUGAAAACAUAUCAUGCAAUGGUAUCUCCGGAUUCAGUAUUACUCCCUUCAACAUCUCUGUUGACUGGGGUCCUAGGCAUCCCUCUUUCCUUGGUUUUCUUCGUACGAAGCUUUCUGCGUACCCCCAAUUUUUCCUCUUAAUCCAAAACCGUUAUACCUUCAAUCGGAUCCGCUUGAGAGGACGAUUAAAAACGCUCUGAUUGCGGAUUGAAGGCUAAUAGGAUAAGUUGCUGGUGGGUAUAGAGAAUGGACAAAGUGGAAGAGGUUUGGGUGCUUUACAUUCAACAUUGUGUAGUUUAAAUUUAUUACAACAACAUGGAAGAUACACAACAUGAAGGAUAUAUUCCUUCCGUCCCAUUAGAAUCUUUCCACACUGACUUGGCACAGGUUUUAAUCUUCAACCUGCCCCUGCCCUCUGUUACAACAACAAAUUGAAGAAAUUGGAAAACAAAAUCAAAGCAGAUCUAAGAUGAAGAGAAGGAAGAAAUUGAAAAUCGAAGGAGAUCUGAGGUGAAGAGAAGAGGCGAUGAAGAAAUAAAAAAUCAACCGUCGUCGCCCCCCUUUUCGCCAGUUGUUGUUGCACUUCUUCGUCAGCCAACCCGUGCCCCUCUUUAUCAAUCACUUCAGCCCGCCAGACUUUUCCAUUGAGAUAUUAUUUUGGCUUCAGAGCGUUGGAUUAUAACAAAAUCAGAGAAUACACCGAUAAUUUAAGCAAAGAGAGAAUGAUAACCAAGUUCCAGUUUGGGACAAUGUUCCGAGGAUGGAACGGAAAACAAGAGCUCACUGUGAAAAUAUGGAAUAAUGAUGUUCUGGAUCAUAUGGAUGGACAUGGAAUGAUGAUGGAUGAGUUGUUUUUAUUUAACAAAGUCGAUCUCAAGGGUAUACCUAAGAUUAUUGGCUGCUCCGAUGAUACAAACAAUCCCUGCGCAAUUAUUUAUGAUCUUAGUGUGAUGGACACACUUCACAAUCUCAUACCUAGUGGUAAUUUCUGUUGGCGGGACAGGAUCAAAGUUGCUCUUGGAAUUGCAUUAACCAUCAUGUCUUUUCAUGCACUAAAAUGGCCCUUUACUAUCCGCAAUAUUAGUGCUACUCAUAUAAUGUGUGAAAAGGAUUUUACUCCAUGGUUAUAUGAUUUUGGUUUGAUUAAUGGAGGACUUAUCAAUCCAGUCAGGUAUAAGUACGACGAACAAACUGGUUAUCCUGGUUACGUUGAUCCUUAUUUCAUAGACAAAGGGAGUUGUUCAGAAAAAACCGAUGUCUAUGCUUAUGGAGUUUUACUGCUCGGUUUGAUAACCAAGAGAGUCUUCAAUGAUGAGAAGGAUGAAGAUCCCGAUUUUCUUCGCAAGUGGGCUGAAAAAGAGUUCAAUGGGAAGAGAAAACCUGGCACAAGAAGGCCUACACUUGUUGAUCUAAGCUUAAAGUCAGAUGUGCAUUUUGAUCCAAAGGAUGGCCACCGAAUUACGCUCUUGGCUAUGCAAUGCAUCAAGUAUGAUCCCGAUGAUCGCCCCGAAAUGGAUGAAGUAGUUCGAACACUUCAGGGUCUAAAUGUGGUUGAAAAUCACAUCAAUGAAAGUGUUCUCAAUGAGGCUUUGGAAAGACAUUUGUCAAAGGCUUGAUGUUAUUCAAAGAAAGAAAGACUAAAUAGUAGCAUAUAGAAAAAGAAUCUUUCAAUUGUAUCUCCAAAAUAAGACAUAUCAUGUCAAUAAAACUCCAACGAAUAAUACAAAAAAUCACUAUGAAAUAUCAAUAUAAUAUUGUCACAUUUACAAAAUUGUAGUUUUAUUUUGGAGAUGAAAACAUGUUACUUUCAUUUUGGGUAUAAAGGCUACUCGUAUAU
Cuscuta campestris is the source of this 1839-nucleotide messenger RNA. The record is from the annotation of a GenBank genome assembly. NCBI's taxonomy places the organism in Eukaryota, Viridiplantae, Streptophyta, Magnoliopsida, Solanales, Convolvulaceae.